Ramularia collo-cygni is the source of this 1665-nucleotide messenger RNA. RefSeq names its product related to multidrug resistant protein. The coding region runs from base 1 to 1665 and encodes 554 amino acids. The transcript has 2 exons. NCBI's taxonomy places the organism in Eukaryota, Fungi, Ascomycota, Dothideomycetes, Mycosphaerellales, Mycosphaerellaceae. Gene Ontology annotation, biological process: transmembrane transport. The record is from RefSeq and is a predicted model, not a curated record. Gene Ontology annotation, cellular component: membrane. Gene Ontology annotation, molecular function: transmembrane transporter activity.
AUGGAUGACUCCUCGGCGGGAAAGACCGUGCAAGAUAGAGACCAGGCUCAAGUCGACAAUGAUACCCUUGCUCCCAAAUAUGCUCGGAAGUCUCUACGACGAUCUUUCCAGCUGUCUCUCACCUUGGAUGCAUUCGCGGAUAAUGCACUUCAGGCAUUGAGAGAAGUACGCACCCCGGAACCAUUCAUCCUCGGCUCGCAGGAAGAUGCUUCCAGUGAAUCUACGGAGCGAAUUCAUCGCAUCAAGGCCGCAGAUUCUGACGGAUCGGAAGUUGAAAAGAGGGCAAGCCAGGCCAGCCAGCAACAAGAUGAGGCUUGGGACCACGAUCAAGCGAAUCCGCAGAAUUGGCCAGUCCGAAAGAAGUGGAGAGUCGUCCUGGUGGCAAGCUGGAUAUCCUUCAUCACACCCCUGGCGUCCACGAUGGUCAGUCCAGCUUUGCCUGAAAUCGCUCAAGGGCUGAGGAUCGAAUCACACAAGAUCACCGCCCUCAUCGUCAGCCUAGACAUCCUUGGCUUUGCAGUCAGUGGUGUGCUCUCAGCGCCUCUGAGCGAGAUGUACGGCCGUCGACCACUCUACAAUCUAUCCACCGUGUGCUUCGCAGCGUUGACCCUAGGAUGCGGCUUUGCUCCCAACAUCGCCGUUCUCCUUGCAUUGAGAUUCAUUCAUGGAGCUCUAGGAACUGCUUGUAUGGUCAUUGGCGGAGCCACAUGUGCCGAUGUGUUUGAUCCAAUGCAGAGGGCACAGGCGGUGGCUGUGUGGGCCUCUGUGAUAUUGCUCGGACCCAACGUGGGUCCUAUAAUCGGGGGAAUCGUGGUACAAGCGAAAGGCUGGCGCUGGAUAUUUUACAUCUUCGCCAUGGCAGGUGCUGUGAACGUGGUGUUGUCUCUGCUUCUCAUGCCGGAGACUGCUGCAGUCGUCCUCAAGCAGCGCAGGAUCGCAAGACUCAAAGCAGACAUCGAUACGGCCGACCGCAGCUCACGGAACGGAACAUCACUACGAGCCCUCGCACGGCCACUUAAGCUGCUGUUCUUCUCCCCCGUGGUAUUGAUCAUGGCCAUCUACUCCGCCAUUACUCAUGCCGUCGUCUACCUUUUGUUCACCUCCAUCCCCUUCACUUUCAGCCCGCAGUAUCAUUUCUCACCGCGGACAACUGGCCUGACAUACCUCGCACCAGGCUUGGGCAUGAUGUUUGGAGCUUUCGCUGGAGGUUUUCUCAGUGGCCGAACUGCAAAGCUGACAAUGGCGGACGGUACACAUUCGCCAGAGAAGCGACUGGACUCUGCCAUCACAGUCCCAGGAAGUUUGUGCAUGGUAGCAGGUCUACUUCUCUACGGCUGGAGUGUGAAUUUCCAUAUCCACUACAUGUCCGCGCUCGCCGGACUGCUAAUGUAUGGCUUUGGUCUUGCAUUCACGGGAACCUGCGCGCAGACAUAUGUGGUUGAGUGCCAUUUGGAACACUCUGCUAGCGUGACCGCUGCGUUCACGGUUCUGACAUCCAUCUUGUCCGGAAUUCUUCCAAUGACCGGAUUAGAAAUAUUUUCUUCCCUCGGAAUGGGAUGGGGCAAUGUUCUGUUGGCCGGGGUUGUUGCAAUCUCAAGCUCCGCAUUCCUGAUAUGUCGCACGAAAGGCGCAUACCUGAGAGAUAGAUACAGAGUUCGAUUAUGA